This is a messenger RNA of Macrosiphum euphorbiae (potato aphid), 882 nucleotides long. The record is from the annotation of a GenBank genome assembly. NCBI's taxonomy places the organism in Eukaryota, Metazoa, Arthropoda, Insecta, Hemiptera, Aphididae.
AUGUCGCUUGACACCGACGGUUGUCCGCAGCAGAAAGAGUACGAUUACCUGCUGAAGUUCCUCUUGGUCGGCGACAGUGAUGUGGGUAAACAAGAAAUGCUCAACGAUCUGGAGGACGGAUCAUCCGAGUCACCAUAUUGCAGCGGAAGUGCAUACAAAACUACAAUUAUACUCUUGGAUGGUAAACGAGUAAAAUUGCAACUGUGGGAUGCAUCAGGUCAAGGGCGUUUAUGCACAAUAAUCAGAUCUUAUUCAAGAGGAGCACAAGGUGUUUUGUUAGUUUAUGACAUAACUAAUAAAUGGUCAUUUGAUGGGUUAGACCGAUGGUUAAAAGAAGUUGAAGAGCAUGCACCUGGAGUUCCAAAAGUCUUAGUUGGCAAUCGCUUGCAUUUGGCAUUUAAAAGACAAGUCAGUGUCAAAGAAGCAGAAUCCUAUGCCUCAAAACAUCAUAUGACUUUGUUUGAAGUCAGUCCACUCUGUGACUUCAACAUCAGAGAAAGUUUUAGUGAAUUAGCAAGGCGAGCAUUACAUAGAAAUGGAAUGGAAAGACUUUUGCGAUCAAACAAAGUGUUAAGCCUCCAAGAGUUAUGUUGCCGUGCUAUUGUAGCAAGGACUACUCAGUAUGGUAUAAACCAGUUGCCUCUACCUGUAACAAUUAAGUCACACUUAAAGUCAUAUGCAUUGACUAGUUUCUCAACUUUAUCUAUGUCAUUACCACGUAAUUCAGCGUCCAAAAAAAUUAAAUUGCCUUCCAACAAUACGGGUGUAUCACGACAACAUGGUCACCCUGCACAUUCUCUAUCGCAUCAUCAUCAUUUGAAAAAUACACCAUUGAGCAUUUCAACAUCGUACAUUACAAGGAACUCUUGUACAAUAUCAUAA